Molecule: messenger RNA, 5524 nt
Organism: Hipposideros armiger (great roundleaf bat)
Lineage: Eukaryota; Metazoa; Chordata; Mammalia; Chiroptera; Hipposideridae
Gene: KY
Product: kyphoscoliosis peptidase
Exons: 11
Coding region: 45-2021 (658 amino acids)
Biological process (GO): neuromuscular junction development; muscle organ development
Cellular component (GO): cytoplasm
Source: RefSeq, a predicted model, not a curated record
CUCGCGAGCGGCCGCGGCGCGCCGGCGUGGAGCGAGUUUGAACCAUGGAGCUGAAGAAGGACAGCAACGCUGUGUCCAUCGACAUGCUGCUGAUCGUGCAGUCGGAGAAGCGGCGCGCUGCGCAGGGCACGCACUCCGACCGGCAGGCGGACCCGGGCGCGCCGCCGCAGCGCAGAGGAGGACUCCAAGGUGUCGAAAACGGAAUCCGGAAAUGGCAGAAAUUAGAAGGAAAUGACCUGUAUGGAAACCUGGCAGAGAAGCAGCACCCUCAACAGACCCAGGUCAUCACUUCCUACGACAACCAAGGGACACAGCUGACUGUGGAGGUCCACCCUCAAGAUGCCAUGCCCCAGCUGCUCAAGAAGUUCUCCCUGGCUAAACGUGAUAAAAAUGGAAACACAAGACCCCGACAGCCUGGAGGGAAAGAUGCCCACGCGUAUCCCUGGGAUCGGUCCAGCCUGAAAUCCAUGCCCCUGGACCUGCGGCAAUUUGAGAAACUGGAUGCCUAUGCCUCGCAGGUGACAGUCAAGAGUGGCCUGGACGAGCUGGUGAAUGACUUGCUCCAGGAGGCCCACAGUGACCUGGAGAGGGUCCGCGCAAUCUGGAUCUGGAUAUGCCACCACAUAGAGUACGACAUCGAGACUGCCCAGGAGAAGGACCGCCAGGCCUUCAAACUCACUGACAUCCUGAGGACCCAGAAGACAAACUGCGAUGGCUAUGCCGAGCUCUUUGAGAAAAUGUGCAGGAUCGCUGGCGUGCAGUGCAUGACCGUGCCUGGCUACUCCAAGGGGUUCGGCUACCAGACAGGGCAGAGCUUCUCCGGGGAGUUUGACCAUGCCUGGAACGCCGUGUACCUGGAGGGGAGAUGGCACCUGGUGGACAGCACCUGGGGCAGUGGCCUGGUAGACACCACCACCUCCAAAUUCACCUUCCUCUACAAUGAAUUCUACUUCCUCACCCAUCCUGCACUGUUCAUUGAGGACCAUUUCCCAGACAACAAGAACUGGCAACUGCUAAAACCUCCUCAAUCCCUGAGGCAGUUUGAGAACAACAUGUAUCACAAGAGUGAAUUCUACAACAAGGGGAUGCUGAGUGCCCACCCGGACUCUUCCGUGAUCAGAACAGUGAAUGGGAAGGCCACGAUCACCAUGGAGAGCUGCGCCCCAACGCUGUUUAUGUUUAUGCUCAAUGGCAAGCAGGAGCACGGGCUGCUGAGCCUCCGGAAGAAUGGGAUGAAGCUGGACAUCUACCCUCCAACCAUGGGCACCCACAAGCUGCAGAUCUUUGCCAAAGGCAACUCUGACAUCUACAGCUCCGUGCUGGAGUACACGCUCAAGUGUAACUACGUGGACAUGGGUGUCCGCCUGCCUGCUGAGCUGCACCAGCCCAUGGGCCCCAGCUGGUUCUCAGAGCAGAUGGGCAUCCUGAAGCCCUCCCACCCUGACCCCAUCAUCCACACGAGUGAUGGACGCUGCUCCAUCACCUUCGGCGUGGAGGAGGGCAUCAGUGUCCUGGCUUCCCUGCAUGGGGACGAUGGCCUCAUCACCGAGGAGACACAGCGGCGCUACAUCUUCCAGCUGCACCGGGAGAAGCGGACAGAGCUGAAAGUCCAGCUGCCCCGUGCCGGCAAGUUUGCCCUCAAAAUCUUUGUCAAGAAGAGGCAGGAACCGGGCAACUAUGUCUUUGUCUUCAAUUACCUCCUGUGCUGCAGCAACACCAAGGUGAACUGGCCCAUGUUCCCCGAGAGCUUUGGCAACUGGGGACCGGACAAUGAGCUGCUGGAGCCUCUGUCGGGCGUGCUUCCCGCUAACCGGAAUGUCCCAUUCAAAUUGAAGCUGUACGGUGUCGCCAAGGCCCUGGUGAAGGGGCAGGACACAUGGCCCCUGACACUGAACAGCGAGGGCUACUGGGAGGGCAGCUGCAGCACGGCCGGCUGCCAGGAAGUCUACGUCAUGGUGCUGGAGAACGCCAACCACAACUUCUACUCCUACAUCCUGAAAUAUAAAGUGAAUGACCAGUGAGGGCCAUUGCCCCAGCCACCCCUCCAGGGAGGGCCCAAGGGAAGUGCAGAGAGCCCUGGACACCACUGAGUCUGCAUGGAAUCACUUCUAGGCCUCUGCCUCAGUCUCCCUGCUCUGCCGCAGGAGCUGUGAUGAUUGUGGUCUGAUGGCUUCACCCAGUUGUGGCAAUGGCCAAGGGGAUAGAGGCAAAGGCCCUUUAGAAGAAAAAGGUGCUAUGUAAAUCCAAGGUAUUGUAAACUGUACACCACUGCCCAGAUGCCCCCUUCUCGUAUUAACGCUGUUGUUUUUGUUAUAGGGUUGAUGUGCGAAAGCAGGGCUACUGCCCAGGCUGGAAGCUUUUCUCAUGAUAGUGAGAAAACCCUCCCCCGGGUCCCAGAGGGACAAGAUUUGCAAGGCUGAGUCAUCUUGGAUCACAGAGCCCCUUUAAGUAGCGUCACAGUGUUUCUCGCCCACUCCGGGACCCCAGGGAAGGUUGGACUAUCAUAUUUCCAGACCUGACCAUCUUCCGCAUUCCUGCUGCCUCUUCAUUAGGUGCUCCUUGCUUUUCAAGAGCCCUGGGGAGAAGAAGGUGUGGGGAGGAAGCUGCGGCCCCCGACUGGCUGGAGGCUGGUGGCCUCCACAGUCCCUCUGUAUACUGGGAACGUGGCCACCGAAAAGUUAGGAGAAUUCAAAGCGGAGAGCGGCCAGCACCCACUCUUGGGUUUCCUGGGUAGGGGUACCACGGCAGUCCUGCAACCUGAGUCUGCCCUCAAAGGAGCCUGCAGGCCUGUUGGUUCAGUCUGAGGCCUGGCGGUGGCCUUCCAGGCCCUCUACGAGCCUGCACCCUUCCCAGGGAUCCUUGUCGAUAGCCCUAAAUACAGACCUGGGCAGGGAGGCCAGGUGAGAGAGCUGUGCAAACGCUGCAAUGCCACAAAGACUCCCACAAUAAUAGGACUCUGCCACUCACCAAGAUUCUCUGCCAGCAAAACCACAGCUGGAGGAACCUCGACCUGCCCUGGGAGCAGUUUCUGUGCUUAUCCCUAUCCAUCUCCCUGCCUCCCUUUCUCUGACGAGAGAGACCCCUGAGGUCCCACCUUCUGUGGGGACAGUUCAGAGCCCCUUGCUUGCUCAGGCCCAAGAAGCCUUGCCUGCCCAGCUGGCCCUCAGCAGCUCCUCUGGCAGGUAUCACCAUGGCAACAGCGGAAAGGCUUGCUCCAGUGAGGGCAGCAAAGAAGGAAGAAUGGAGAGGCCCUGUGUGGACGCUGCAACACCAUCCCGGCGCACGGAGACACCCGAAGUGGCCCCUGCUGACCUCCUGGCUUCUCCAGCUCUAUGAGCCCUGCCUGUCUCAGUGCUCCCACCCCCGAGAGCCAGCACUGCCAAGCACUCUCCCCCAGUUGCUGCUCCAAUUGCCCCCAGGCUCAGCUAUAGCCAGGGCCAGCCAGGGAUCCUCACAGCCUCCUCUAUCUUCAUUCUCACAUUUGUGGAUUCAACCAAUGUUUGUGGGGGCACUUAAUAAGCACCAAGCACUGUGCUACAUGCUGGGGUUACAGAGGGAACAAAGGGGGUCCUGCCCCUGCCAUCCCAGGGCUCAGAGUGGGUGGCAUCAGCCUCCUCCUCACCUCCAGGCCUGUCUGAUGUUCCAGCCUCCUAACAAAUCAGCUCAUCAUCCACUGGGUUCCCUCCCCCAAAGGUCCCCACUGCCAUCCAGCAUGGACCUGGCCCACAACGAUGUUACAAUGGUGCCCAUCCUCCACCAGGCUGGAGGCUCGGGAACACAGGAGGAGUACCCCCAGCGAGGGGACUGAGCUGCCCUGGCCUGUGUCCAGUGCCUUCUGGCAGGCUCUGCCACCCAGCCAUUCAGCACCAUGUCACUCACGCCUGGAAAAUGCACAAAGGCCCCAGGGAAGGAACCGCUGUGUGCUAAGACAAGGAAAAGAGGGGAGUGUUUACACCCUGAAAACAGCCUUUUCUCACACCCUUAAUGUUAUGUCAUCAAAAUAAUAAGUGCCUUCCAUGACUCACGUCAGUCACUGGACCCAGAGCCGCUGCCACAGCUAACCCUGCUCAGAAGGACAUGAAUCUUUCUAAAAACAAUAUAAUGAAUCAGUGUAUUUUGCAGCAUGCAGAGGAUGUCACCCAGCAAAACAGGAGCUGUCCUAAGAACUGAAGAUGGAGGCCCAGCCUCUCAAAGUGCCUGCCAAUCCUACGCCUCUCCCUCAUUUAAUCAGGUACCCCCUUUGUAAAGACAGCUGUAGGCACAGUCAGAAAAUCACCUGCAUUUCUUUCCACUGAAGUAAAAAUACAUGAAAUGAAAUCCCAUCUUCAUGAAUUUUUACACGCAUGCUGCUCAGAGUAGAAUUUAAGGGUUGCAUUUUUAAGUCUUUUAUUCAAAUCCCCAUCUUUGUUUCCCCGGUCCGUGAGUCCCAGCGGCCGGUGGAAGGGCACUGGCGCCCCCUGGUGUCCACUAUGCGGAGCUGCCGGCGCUGCACACCUCUGCGAAGCUAAACCUAUCACCAGGGUUUUUACGCAGAAUUUGAAAAAUGCAGCUGAGAUGUUUAUGUUAAAUUUACUUGGUGCUCUCUCGUGGCUUCUCAGCGCUUCCUUGUGUGUCCAGAGCACAUUUUUGCCACGCACAAGCUGUGAAGCGAGCCCAGGUUACUGCCUGGUGAGAAGGCACGGCAUGUAAUAGGAUUGGGGAGUGCUUUGCCCGGAAAUCCCAUCUUGAAACAGAAACAUUGGACACAGGACUGGAUGGGACAGCUUUGACCACCCUCGUUACUAUGUUAGUGAAGAACUGAAGCUGAUCAAACUCAGGGAGCUUUGGCUGGCAAGUCCCAGGAUGGCAGCCCUUGGGCCACAGGCAGAAAGGUUCAGAGCGUCUGGGCGGGUGGGACAGUGGCGGAGUAAAUGGGCUACAAACACAACUGCAAUUAACUUCUUUUCAGCUUGUUUCAGAAGCGCCACCAGCACAGCUGGACUCCAUUUUCAGUCUGAUUAUGAUCAUUGUGAGUUCCCCAUAUGUUACAUUGUGCCACCAGGACAAGCUAUACUACACAGCCUGCUGAGAUGAAAGGGAAAUAAAUAGAGUAACUGAAGCAUGAAGGAUUUAGGCUAGACCUACAGAACUAUUUCCUGUUGUUAAGCAGGAGGGAAAAGUUGCCCAGAACGUUUGUGAAAUCCUCUUCUCAGAGGACUUGAAAAGUAGAAAAGUUUUCCCCGUGGUCUGGGGUAGACACCAUACUAACUGGAAGGACUAGGUUCUCUCCAAGCCAGUUAAUCUUAAAACACACUUGAUCGCCCACAACAAACACAGGGAGAACAGUACUGCCGAUACAUCCUUUUGCUAUUGGCAAAGGGUUCAAGGGUGAUAUGUACCUGUGUCCUACAUCAGUUUAUCUGAGGUCUAUCAUUUCUUUUCAUUUGGAAUAAAUAGUUGGACAUCUUAAGAGGUGAUUACUUUUCAUAAUGCGUGCAUUGAGUUGUGUGGGCCGGUGGCUGUUGAGUAUGCUUUUCCCACAUUG